Messenger RNA from Fusarium verticillioides 7600, 3064 nucleotides. RefSeq lists its product as hypothetical. Gene Ontology annotation, biological process: cristae formation. Lineage: Eukaryota; Fungi; Ascomycota; Sordariomycetes; Hypocreales; Nectriaceae. The transcript is spliced from 4 exons. The coding region runs from base 219 to 968 and encodes 249 amino acids. The record is from RefSeq and is a predicted model, not a curated record. Gene Ontology annotation, cellular component: MICOS complex; mitochondrial crista junction.
GGGGCCUACCUAGAUAGGUAGGUUGAGUUGUGCCUUUCUGUACUGGGAUUGGAAAUCUUAGUCAUCCCGUCAACCUCUCCAAGCUGAACUCUGAGUGGUCCAAUAGAACGUCCGUCCUAGAUUUUCCGACAGUGGUCAUUGUGCUCACGAGCAUCCGACGUCCAUCUUGAAUUCGCGUGACGUCUUUCUCACCCACUCACUCGUCAAUUGAGCGCACAAUGGCUUCACGAGUGGUGUUCUCGCGGCGCUCCCUGGCACCGCUGGCGGCCAUGGCCCUCGGCGGCAUGGCACUGGCUCCGGCUACUGUUUUCGCCGAAGGUCCCAGCGACCUCAAGCGAAAACCCAUCUACGACGAUUACGAUAUCCCGACAGCAAAUCCCGCACCUGUAACACCACCACCCGUUGCUGCGACACCCGUUGAGCCGGUCGACGAUGAGGAGAGGCAUCACUCGCCUACUCCCACUGAGCGGCUGGCCGUCCAUAUUGGUAGAGGUCGCCUGGCGCUGUACAAGUACGCAGUAGCUGCUGAGAACAAGGUCAACGAGACCAUGGAUUCAGCCUUCAAUCUCGAGCAAUCUUUCACCAGUACCAUCGCUUCACUGGCUCCCUCCCGUGAAAGCGGCGAGAAACUUAUGCCCGGUGCCAUUUACGUUCUGGUCGCUGCUAUGGCCGGUAGUAUCAUUACUCGCAAUCGCAGCAUUAUCCUCCGCGCUUCGCUCCCCCUCGCCCUGGGUAUCGGCGCUGGCUGGACCGUUCUCCCUGUCACCAUGCGCAACAUCUCCGACCUGACCUGGAAGUACGAGCAGAGGUUCCCUGUUAUCGCCGAGUCUCACAUCCGACUGCGCGAGAGUAUCGUCAACAGCGUCAGCUUUGCCAAGGCACAUAGCCAGGUCGGUGUCCGUUAUGUCGAUGAAAAAGUGACAGAUGCACGAGAGGCUGUUGAGGGCUGGGUCCAGAAGGGCAAAUAAAGGAUUUCGAAAAGCGAGAUGAAAUGAGAUGUACUAUUAAAUAGAGUUCCCAAAAACUGUUCAUUUGUAUCAUUGGCCGGUCCUUAGCGCCAGCUACAAAUAUCUGUAUGUAUUUUGAAUAGGCUGGGCUUCCUUUCCUUUUUUAUUCAUGAAAAAGAAAAUAUUCCUUGCCACCGUUUCUCUACUAUUCCUUUAUGAUCUAAUGAUGCGGUAGCUUUCUAUGUGUUCUGCUCCCACGCUAUGGUCCUCUGAGCCUGUGUCCUUAACUCCAAGUAAUGCGAACCCAAAGUUUCUAACUCAACCCCGUUGCAACUGGUGCGGGUUCAGAUGUCUUCACCUGCUUCAAGGGUCUGUUAUCAGACAUUCUCCGCUUACGCUUCUGUUCGUUUUCUCUUUCUGACUUCCCUGGCAGUGAAUCAGCCUGUGCAUUGGCCCUCUUUGCAGCCUUCUUUGCGGCCUUCUCGGCAGCUUUCCCCUGCAGAGGCUGAUCCAGCCCUCGCUUGCUAUCUAUAAUGCGAGCGGAUUCGAGGUGUUUUCCAAGGGACAGCGCCUCGCAGAGGCUCUUAUAAUUCUUGGACUGGUUCAUUGGUUGGUAAGAUUUUGACUUUCCAGGGACCAUGUUUGAGAGCAGGAACUUGGUGUUGCCGAACCGGUUGUCAACAUCGAUCGCAGUCUUCACAUAAUGAUCGACAACUUCUUCCCAGGAUGCCAGCCCGCCAUCUGCUACACUCCUGAAGCAGCUUGGGUUCUUUUCAGCCGCGACUGCAAUCAUCGCACCGUCCGCACCGAACUCUUUGGCGAGCUGGAGACCUUUGGUCCCUAUUCUCAACGUCGCCAUUCAUCAAGCAGGCAACACCAUACUCAUGGCAGACUUCUGCAAUCAUACGUAGCUGCCCUCUAAUAGCCCGCUCUCUGGGUCUCAUAGGUGUCGUCCGGCAAUGGAUAGUUAGUCCUGUAAUGCCUGUCGCACAAAGACGGCGAACGAGUGCCUCUGUUUCCGCUGCGGUGUCGAGGAGUCGGAUCUUAACGCUGAUUCCAAUCUCAAAUUCAGGGGUAAUAUUCUUAACGAGAGCUUCAAGAAUAGCGCAUAGUUUAUCUGGAGUCUUGAGAAGGGCGGCACCCAUCCCUCCGCUAGUGCUGAAGGGCUUUGGGCAACCAGCGUUGACAUCGAUGCCGGCAACAUCUGCGGCCACCAGCCUAGCGGCUGCUACUGCACGAUCGGGAUCCGAUGUACCGAUUUGGAAGAUAAGCUUGUCUUUUUCAACCUCUGGCAGCAUUCUGUAGAUAAUGCUCUCCUUGGCAUCCGGAGGAGGGUCCUUCUGGCCAUGGGAUGAGAGACGAUACCACUCUAUCGUUCUUGAGUCUUCAUCAAAUCGACGAGAAGUUCCAAUCAUAGAGUAAUCCACAGUUUCAGGACCUGUCGAUUGAAGUUAGAAAUGAUAUCUUGACAUAUUUUUGCUAUGCCUCUCACCCCAGACAAGAUCCGCGCCAUACUUGAGAGCCAAAAGUCUUGAUGGAAGCUCUCCUGAGCGAACCAUGGGCGCAAGGACAACCUUGCCACGGUAAUCUACACCCCGUCGGGGAAUGGGUACUCGCUUGACUUCUGUAGCCAUGGUUCGUCGAAUUAUCUGCGUGAGCAUGCCUGGUUGGCAACUGUUUACAUCCUUCUGCCACUUGGGACAGUGAUAGGUAGCCUGUAUAAAUUCUUCGCAGAAUCCGAAUGGAGGCGAUUGUUGUUAGUCAUCGAUAAGAUUUGUUAUCGAUAAGAUCGCUUAACCUACCUAUCCCUGGGGGCAUACUAGGUAGGGACGUACAAGAUAAGGCUUAACCUAAACCUAGGGCUGAUGAGAACGAUAUUCCAAAUAACAAGAUGCUUUGGCAGACUGAAAUAUGUGAUGCCUAUGUUACUGAGACAUGCAGAUGUUAGAUAUUGCCGUAUUCAACCGUGAAGCACGGGGCAACGAUGUAACAGUACAGGGAAUUUGAUAUGUGUGUCUAUCAGAUUUAUAUGGACGGUGGACCGUCGCAUACAAGGUCACGCAUUCAGACUUAUCUCUUCAAGUAUUUGAUAAGAGUUUAGUUUAGUAUAAAUAUAG